This is a messenger RNA of Acanthosepion pharaonis, 936 nucleotides long. Lineage: Eukaryota; Metazoa; Mollusca; Cephalopoda; Sepiida; Sepiidae. The record is from the annotation of a GenBank genome assembly.
AUGAGAAAUAAGCAGCUCGUGCUGUACAAGGACAAACCGAGGAUAUCUCUAUCGCUCGCUCGCUCUCUCUCUCUCUCUCUCUCUCUCCCUCUCAAUAUAUUCCCUCUGUUUUCUUCUUUUUCUUUUGCUUUCUUCUUUUCUUUUCCUUUUCCUUUUCUUCUUCAGAUUUCCCGUUUUCUUUUCUUCUUCAGUUUUUUCUUUUCUUUUCUUUUUUGUUUUUCUUCUUUCUUCUUUUUAUUAGUUGAGCUAAUUUUAUUUCUUCUUCCGAUUUCUUUUCUUUUCUUUCCUUCCUCAGAUUCACGCUUUUCUUUUCUUUUUUCUUUUAUCCUUUUCCUUCUUCAUUCUUUUUUGCUCACAAAUUGUCCUUCUUUUCUUCUCAGCUAUAUCUUAUUCACUUUCUUCUUUUUUUCCUUCUUCAGAAAAAAAACUCUUCCUACUUUUUCGUUUAAAGUCUUUCUUUUCGAGAUUUUUUCUUCUUAUUCAUUAAUUUCAUUCUUCUUCUUCUUCUUCUUCUUCUUCUUCUUCUUCUCUAAAGCUAUCGUAUCUUCCUCUUCCUUUCUUCUUCUUCUUGUUCCUCCUCCUUGUCCUCACUGUUUCUCAUUAUUCUUCCCUUUCUUUUCAAUAAUUAUGUUAAUAAUUGCGACAUUGCGCAGCAUCUAUCUAUCUAUCUAUCUAUCUAUCUAUCUAUCUAUCUAUCUAUCUAUCUAUCUAUUAGCUGAACUACUAAUCACCAAUUGUAAAAAAUCAGAAUGUAUCGAUGUCUCUUCAUCUAUCUAUCUAUCUAUCUAUCUAUCUAUCUAUCUAUCUACCUAUGAGAAGAAGCUGCUCGCGUGGAACUUACGUCUAUCUAUCUAUCUAUCUAUCUAUCUAUCUAUCUAUCUAUCUAUCUAUCUAUCAGAGUCUCUUAAUGCUUGUUUUUCUAUAUUUUUUCAGUGA